Humulus lupulus (European hop) is the source of this 1397-nucleotide messenger RNA. Its product is annotated as transcription factor MYB62-like. Gene Ontology annotation, biological process: regulation of DNA-templated transcription. The coding region runs from base 172 to 1122 and encodes 316 amino acids. The transcript has 3 exons. NCBI's taxonomy places the organism in Eukaryota, Viridiplantae, Streptophyta, Magnoliopsida, Rosales, Cannabaceae. The record is from RefSeq and is a predicted model, not a curated record. Gene Ontology annotation, molecular function: catalytic activity; sequence-specific DNA binding; DNA-binding transcription factor activity. Gene Ontology annotation, cellular component: nucleus.
AGGGGUCUAUAAUUAGCUGAAGCUUUGAACCUUUCUAGUGUAUAAAGGCCUUUGCUUGAUGACUUUGUUUUGCUUCACUUUAGGUUCAAAGACCUUAAACCCUUUAAAUCUUUCACUCCUUUAAAGAAAAACAAAAAAGAUAUACAUAAAUAAACAAAAGAGCUUUCGUUUAUGUCUACUAACAGUAAAAGCUCAAAUAAUACUAGUUCUAGUGAAGAUGAUGCUAAUGAGCUCAGAAGAGGGCCUUGGACUGUUGAAGAAGACACGCUUCUCAUUCACUACAUCACUCGCCAUGGUGAAGGCCGAUGGAAUUUGCUAGCUAAACGUUCAGGAUUAAGGAGAACUGGUAAGAGUUGCCGACUGAGAUGGCUAAACUAUCUGAAACCAGACGUCAAGCGUGGGAACCUUACUCCUGAGGAACAAAUCUUGAUCCUUGAUCUUCAUUCCAAAUGGGGAAACAGGUGGUCCAAAAUAGCACAGUAUCUACCAGGAAGAACUGAUAAUGAAAUCAAGAACUACUGGAGAACAAGGGUGCAAAAACAAGCUAAGCAUCUCAAAAUCGACACGGAAAGCGCGGCCUUUCAAGAAAUCAUCCGGCGAUUUUGGAUGCCAAGACUGCUUCAAAAGAUUGAACAUUCCUCAUGUUCACCCAUGCCAAUUGUCCAAAGCUCAUCAGCAGUAGUUCCUAUGCCUAGUGACACCACUAGCGGUUCUCAGCAAUACUAUGGCUCAUCAUCGACACAUUUACUUUCUGGCCAUUGUAGCCUCAACAUCUCUGGUUUGACUGUGAAUGAGCAGAGUUCGGACUCAUCAGAAUCUAUGAACUUUUGUCAGAAUUCUCAGUUCCAUCAAUACCCAAGUAGUCCUUUUCAGCCUCCUAACUUGGUUCACAAUAAUAAUGGCUAUAACGCAUUUUUAGAGGGGUGCUCUUAUGGUGGUGGUGACAAAAAUGGCUAUGACAAUAACAUGAAUGUCUCGAACUCCAACCAGUCAACUGUUUUAGAAGGGGGUCUUGCGAACCCUGUUGAGAGUUUCCACGUGGCAGGAAUCAAUUGGCCCGAUAAUGAUUUCUUUGCUGGCGUGUGGAACAUGGAUGACCAAUUAUGGCAGUACAGGAGCUAACUAAGAGAAAAUGUUUUUUUUUUUUUUUAAAAAAAAGUUCUUGUUAAUCUAUAAUUAAUGAUUAUUAAGUUGUAGACUUUGAAUAGAUUUUUUUUUUCUAGCUAAUCAUCAUAUCAAUCCUCAUCAAAUGGGGCCAUUUGUGAAUUUUUCUAUAGAAACAAGUUUUUUUUUUUUUUGAGCAAAGAAACAAGAAAGUUGAUGCAAAUUAUUACAUCAAAAACAUUUUCACUUACAAGUUGUGUCAUUUUAUAAAUACAAUGAAAUUUUAUUUUUAA